This is a messenger RNA of Stomoxys calcitrans (stable fly), 663 nucleotides long. Its product is annotated as cuticle protein 16.5-like. The record is from RefSeq and is a predicted model, not a curated record. Bases 73 to 663 code for a protein of 196 amino acids. The transcript is spliced from 2 exons. NCBI's taxonomy places the organism in Eukaryota, Metazoa, Arthropoda, Insecta, Diptera, Muscidae.
GUUAACAACAAACAACCACCUUUCGAAACCCUUCCACAUCACUAGACUUUGUGUUAAUCUUUCCAUAACAAAAUGCAAAAAUUGUUUGUUGUUAUCCUUGCUACUCUGGCCUACGCUGCUGCUGAGCCUGGUCAUCAUGCUCAUAUUGCCCCAGCAGCAGUACCUGUGCCUGCGGCAUAUACAGCACCUGCAGUGGCUGCAGCUUACACCGCACCCAUAGCUCCUGCUGCAUACACAGCUCCUUUAGCUCCUGCUGCUCCCUUGGCUGCCGCAUACACCGCGCCUGUGGCUGCUGCCUACACCGCUCCUUAUGCUGCCCCCUAUGCAGCCGCUUAUACCGCCCCCUAUGCAGCCGCUUAUAGUGCCCCCUAUGCUGCCGCUUAUACUGCCCCCUAUGCAGCUGCUUAUACAGCUCCUUAUGCUGCUGCCUUUACAGCCCCAUUGAAUUCUGCUUUCUUAAGUCAACGUCUGGAUGUUUUCAAUCGUUAUAGUGCUCCUAUUGUGGCUGCUGCUGCCCCAGCCCGAUUGGUAGCGCCAGCAGCAGCUUAUGUUGCACCAGCACCCGCUCGUGUGGUUGCACCCGCCAUAGCCGCUGCCCCAGCAAAGUUCGUUGCUGCCCCUGCCAGAUUAGUGGCACCAGCUGCAGCUCCUUUGCUGUUGUAA